Symphalangus syndactylus (siamang) is the source of this 5480-nucleotide messenger RNA. RefSeq names its product VPS33A core subunit of CORVET and HOPS complexes (gene VPS33A). The record is from RefSeq and is a predicted model, not a curated record. Gene Ontology annotation, biological process: vesicle-mediated transport. Lineage: Eukaryota; Metazoa; Chordata; Mammalia; Primates; Hylobatidae.
UAAUAGUUUAUUGAGCAAUUAAGUUCCAGGCACCCAGCUAAGCCUUUCACGUGGACUACACGAUGAAAUUCAUACCCUCAUUGAUCCUCACUACAACUCAGAGGUAACACGGAAUUUUACUGAGGCAAGUGGUGGGACCUGGAUUCCAGAAGCAAUACUAUUUGUGUGAAAUGUCAUGUCGCUGUAAAAGUCUGUUAGGGAGUACCCCCCCCCCCAAAAAAAAGUCCACUCAAGAUUCCCUAGACUCCUCACCAUAUUGAUACAUUUUAGCUCACAAAUUAAAACAGCCUUGAUUAGUGCAAAGCUAAGAAACUUCUGACUGCUAUAAUUUAAAAGAUUUGAGCAGUGGGUGGCGGCGCGCACCUGUGGUUCCAGCUACUCCGGCGGCUGAGGUGGGAAGAUCACUUGAGCCCGGGAGGAGGAGGCUGCAGUGAGCUAUGAUCACGUCACUGCACUCCAGCCUGGGCGACAGGGCGAGACCCUGUCUCAAAAAAAAAUGUUUUUUUUCCUAUCCAAGUUUAUCCUUAAGAUAUCAUCUUACAGCAAGUACCUUUGCUGCAAAUAAAAAUUCGCGAUUUUUAAAAGGGACGAGAGAGUGUCUUUUUUUUUUUGAGACGAAGUCUUCCCAGGCUGGUCUCAAACUCCCGGCCUGAAGCGAUCACUCCUACCUCGGCCUCUUAAAGUGUUGAGAUUACGGGCGUAAGCCACCGCGCCCGGCCUACUCCAGAUCUUUAAAAUCGCUUUUCAGCGCCCGACGACUCCUGGAGUGACCAGACUCUGAAACGCGCUCUGGGUCUUGGCGAGAAUCUGAACAACCACCGGGGUAGAAGAACGAGGUGGACACUAGGGCCAGAGUAGGUAGAACCCGAACCCGGCAGAUUCCGGUUUCCGGCUUGGCGUGCGCAGCCGCACCGGUCACGUGGACAUUUGGUCACGUGACCGCGUCCGUGGGCCUCCCGUUGGAACCUGCGGCCGCGGUUGGCAUUGUGGGGCAGGGGGUGGUGGGGCAAGAUGGCGGCUCACCUGUCCUACGGGCGAGUGAACCUAAACGUGUUGCGCGAGGCGGUGCGUCGCGAGCUGCGCGAGUUCCUGGACAAGUGCGCAGGAAGCAAGGCAAUAGUUUGGGAUGAAUACCUAACAGGACCCUUUGGCCUGAUUGCACAGUAUUCACUAUUGAAGGAACAUGAAGUGGAAAAAAUGUUCACACUUAAAGGAAAUCGUUUGCCGGCAGCUGAUGUCAAGAAUAUUAUUUUUUUUGUCAGACCCAGGCUAGAGUUGAUGGAUAUAAUUGCUGAAAAUGUGCUCAGUGAAGAUAGACGAGGCCCAACGAGAGAUUUUCAUAUUCUGUUUGUGCCACGCCGUAGCCUGUUGUGUGAACAGCGGUUGAAGGAUCUGGGUGUCUUGGGAUCCUUUAUUCACAGGGAGGAGUACAGCUUAGAUCUCAUUCCAUUCGAUGGGGAUCUCUUAUCCAUGGAAUCAGAGGGUGCGUUCAAAGAGUGCUACCUGGAGGGCGACCAGACGAGCCUGUACCACGCAGCCAAGGGGCUGAUGACCCUGCAAGCUCUGUACGGAACGAUCCCCCAGAUCUUUGGGAAAGGAGAAUGCGCUCGGCAAGUGGCCAAUAUGAUGAUCAGGAUGAAGAGAGAGUUUACAGGAAGCCAGAAUUCGAUAUUUCCUGUUUUUGAUAAUCUCUUGUUGCUUGAUCGGAAUGUGGAUUUAUUAACACCUCUUGCCACUCAGCUGACAUAUGAAGGACUCAUUGAUGAAAUUUAUGGCAUUCAGAACAGUUAUGUGAAAUUACCUCCAGAGAAAUUUGCGCCUAAGAAACAGGGCGAUGGUGGUAAGGACCUCCCCACGGAAGCAAAGAAGCUGCAGCUGAAUUCUGCAGAGGAGCUCUAUGCUGAGAUCCGAGAUAAGAACUUCAACGCGGUGGGCUCUGUGCUCAGCAAGAAAGCAAAGAUCAUCUCUGCAGCAUUCGAGGAAAGACACAAUGCUAAGACCGUGGGGGAGAUCAAGCAGUUUGUUUCCCAGUUGCCCCACAUGCAGGCGGCAAGGGGCUCGCUUGCAAACCAUACCUCAAUUGCAGAAUUGAUCAAAGAUGUCACUACUUCUGAAGACUUCUUUGAUAAAUUAACCGUGGAACAGGAGUUUAUGUCUGGAAUAGACACUGAUAAGGUCAACAAUUACAUUGAGGAUUGUAUCGCCCAAAAGCACUCGUUGAUCAAGGUGUUAAGACUAGUUUGCCUCCAAUCCGUGUGUAAUAGUGGGCUCAAACAAAAAGUUUUGGAUUAUUACAAAAGAGAGAUUCUCCAGACAUACGGCUAUGAGCACAUAUUGACCUUACACAACCUGGAGAAGGCCGGCCUGCUGAAACCGCAGACAGGGGGCAGAAACAAUUACCCAACUAUACGGAAAACAUUACGCCUCUGGAUGGAUGAUGUUAACGAGCAGAACCCCACGGACAUAUCCUAUGUGUACAGUGGGUAUGCCCCGCUCAGUGUGCGGCUGGCCCAGCUGCUUUCCCGGCCUGGCUGGCGGAGCAUCGAGGAGGUCCUCCGCAUCCUCCCAGGGCCCCACUUUGAGGAGCGGCAGCCACUGCCCACAGGACUGCAGAAGAAACGUCAACCGGGAGAAAACCGAGUGACUCUGAUAUUUUUCCUCGGGGGCAUAACCUUCGCUGAAAUUGCUGCCCUGCGAUUUCUCUCCCAGUUGGAAGAUGGAGGUACAGAAUAUGUCAUUGCCACCACUAAACUAAUGAAUGGAACCAGUUGGAUAGAGGCUCUGAUGGAAAAACCUUUCUAGGGUGUUUAGAGGAGACUUAACAAGUGUACUGCAGAAUAAACUGCCUCUUUGAAGAAGUUGCUGAAAGGAAGUAAAACCCCAUAGAAGAAACAUGGGAAUACAGAAUAUAUUCUGGGGUCAGCUUCUUAAAUUAUACUACUCUUUACUGCUUUCUCGUUCUCUUUUGUAUUCCUUUUUGUUUUUCUCCUUUGAGAUGGAGUCUUGCUCUGUCACCCAGACUAGAGUGCAGUGGCACGGUCUCACCUCACUGCAACCUCUGCCUCCUGGGUUCAAGCAAUUCUCCUGCCUCAGCCUCCUGAGUAAAUGGGACUACAGGCAUGCACCACCACACCCGGCUAAUUUUUGUAUUUUUAGUAGAGAUGGUGUUUCACCAUGUUGGCCAGGCUGGUCUCAAACUCCUGACCUCAGGUGAUCCACCCGCCUCGGCCUCCCACAGUGCUGGGAUUACAGGCCUGAGCCACCGUGUGCAGCCCCUAAUCUGCUGAGGAAAGAAGAAUAGAAGAAAAUCAGCCUGAGUAAAAACAGCACUGGUUUCGAGUUUUCUAAGCUCAGGGUCUUCAUCAGAGACCUCUGGAAAUACAUCAAGGAUGAUGGGGGUAGAUAAUCCAUUCAGCCAGACAAACGGGGCCAGCUCUUAAAAUAAGAAAGCUGAGACUUAGGAGGUGAAACUGAAAAUAAAAAGAGAAAGUCCAUCCUCUAAUCCCCAGUGCUGUAUUUCUUCAAGGCGCAUCAGGCCUAGGACAGUGGUUAAGUGUUGGGAGCUGGAGAUCAUUUUAUCACUGAGUUGAGAUUUCUUUUUCCUGCAGAGUAUGGGAGAUUGUAUUUAGGGUCAUCAGUCGCUGUCGCAGCUGAUCACUAAGGCAAGUUUGCUUCCUUCUACUUACAAAGCAGGAGGUUUAGGGGAGCUUCUUGCCCAGAAACAAAGUUUAUGCUCUAUGUGAUCAGCUACAUCUCUUUAGGUUCCAUACUUAUCAGGGGCUUUUGACAGGGAAGAAUGUGAUAACUGGGGAUAAGCCUUCUGAGAAUUCAGCCUUUGAAAUAAUUCAAAGACAGUUUCUUAGCACACACGUUAACUCCAGACACGGCAGUGGUGGAUGCCUCCAUUGAGGUUUCCAUUUUCUCUUCUGUCCAUCAAGGGCCCAACAUCCAACUGGUCCCACAGUGAGCAGGGGCAACUCUUGCUUCUUCAGCAUCUGGCCACUUCUUUUCCAUGGUAACUGCCACCGUGUACUUUUCUGGCAGUCUGUGGCCACUCUGUACUCAGCUGAAAAAACUCUGUUUCAGCCCCCUCUCUGGUGACCUCAGCCUUCUCCAAGUGUAUCUCUUGAUGAUCUUGGAGACCAGCAGCCACAGCUGCUGCUACUUCUGCAGGAGACUGUCAGGCUGUGGUGGGGGGGCAGGGAUGUUGGAGGAGAAGUUGGAAAUCCGUGUGUUCCCUGCCUCUCUGCUGCUCCAUCUCAGCUUCUGGAGGAGUUAAGGCACCAAGGGCACCAAGUCAGGUUGGCGGCUUUGCUGUCCUUGCCCAAGCCUCCAGCAAAACUAGCUGGUCCCCUGCUUUGCUGGGUCCCAGCCAGGUGUGGUUUUGGUUAUUUAUUAGUAACCACACAUUGUUUUUCCCCACCUAUUUCAUUAGUGGAGUUUUGUUUUAUUUUUGUUUGUUUGAGACAGAGUCUCACGCUCUUUCCAGGCUGGAUUGCAGUGGUGCGAUGUUGGCUCACUGCAACCUCCACUUCCCGGGUUCAGACGAUUCUCAUGCCUCAGCCUCCUGAGUAGCUGGGAUUACAGAUGUGCACCAGCACACCUGGCUAAUUUUUGUACUUUUAGUAGAGACGGGGUUUCACCAUGAUGGCCAGGCUGGUCUCGAACUCCUGACGUCAGGUGAUUGGCCCACCUCGGCCUCCCAAAGUGCUGAGAUUAUAGGCGUGAGCCACCGCACCCGACCCAUUAAUGGAGUUCUGAUGGGCACGGUGAAUAUUAUUAAUGAAAGAGAAAUUCUGUAUACUUUAAAAAAAAUCUCUUUAAUAAAAGAAUGAAGGGUGGCAGAGAUAAUAAUUGAAAGAUUAGUUUCUCAUGGAAUUAAUUUGGCCUUGAUAUUCAGUAUUUGGAAAUGUCUUCAAGAAAACCAUUUUCAUUGUAGAAAAUCCGUUUUCAAAUACUUGUUAUAUCCCAGGGAGAUUAGUUUAUACCAUCCACCUCAGGCAGUCAUCAGCUGCUUUAGAGAAUGAAAUCCACCCUGCCCCUCCAUGUUUUUGGUUCCUGGGACUCAAUUCAAGUCUGGUCAAGUCUCCCUGGCUGGGGAUUCUGUCCUGGGAACAGAUACUCAGUUGUAAUCUCAUGUGUCUGCACUCACCCAAGACUCUAUAUACUUGCUUGCUCAGAGCAUAGUUAGGUCAGCUCCUAAAAAUGCAUUCAGCAGAAGACUGAAAAACUUCAAUUGCUUCAUUUGUAUGCAAAUAGAAAAUGGUAGAUAAUUAUGUAUUAUACGCCUUUGUGUAAGUUCAUUUAAUACUUGAAGCAGUCUUUGUCUCAAAAGAGUAUGCCUUUACUGAGAAAGGAUAUGUGAACGGUACAUUUAUUGUUGGGGAGAGUGGAUUGUUUACAUCAUGUCUGGACUUUUGUCUAGUUGGGUAGACAGUUCUACACCAGCAGCCCCCUUAAUAAAGAAGUCUACACAGACA